AGAGGCGCGGGGCGGGCAGCAGGGUGCAGGCGCGGGGCGCGGGGCAGGCAGAGCGGGCGAAGGCGCGGAGCUCGCAGUGCAGCCUGCGCUUCCCAGCGUCCGUGCCCGGCCGCCUGUGCCCUACCGUGCCCGUGGCGCCAUGGCCGCUGCCGCCCUCCCGCCCCGGCCGCUGCUCCUUCUGCCGCUAGUGCUGCUGCUGAGCGGCCGCCCCGCGCGCGCCGACAGUAAGGUGUUUGGGGACCUGGACCAGGUGAGGAUGACCUCGGAGGGCUCCGACUGCCGUUGCAAGUGCAUCAUGCGGCCCCUGAGCAAGGACGCGUGCAGCCGAGUGCGCAGUGGGCGGGCGCGCGUGGAGGACUUCUACACGGUGGAGACCGUGAGCUCGGGCACUGACUGCCGCUGCUCCUGUACCGCGCCUCCCUCCUCUCUCAACCCCUGUGAGAACGAGUGGAAGAUGGAGAAACUCAAAAAGCAGGCGCCGGAGCUCCUCAAGCUGCAGUCCAUGGUGGAUCUCCUGGAGGGCACCCUGUACAGCAUGGACUUGAUGAAGGUGCACGCCUACGUCCACAAGGUGGCCUCCCAGAUGAACACACUGGAAGAGAGCAUCAGGGCCAACCUGAGCCGGGAGAACGAGGUGGUGAAGGAGAGCGUGCGCCACCUCAGUGAGCAGUUGAGGCACUAUGAGAAUCACUCUGCCAUCAUGCUGGGCAUCAAGAAGGAGCUGUCCCGCCUCGGCCUCCAGCUGCUGCAGAAGGAUGCCGCCGCCGCCCCUGCCACCCCUGCCACGGGCACUGGUAGCAAGGCCCAGGACACAGCUGGAGGAAAAGGCAAGGACAUCAGCAAGUAUGGCAGCGUGCAGAAGAGCUUUGCAGACAGAGGCCUCCCAAAACCUCCCAAGGAGAAGCUGCUUCAGGUGGAGAAGCUGAGGAAGGAGAGCGGCAAGGGCAGGUUCCUCCAGCCCACAGCCAAGCCCCGUGCCCUGGCCCAGCAGCAGGCUGUGAUCCGGGGCUUCACCUACUACAAGGCAGGCAAGCAGGAGGUGACCGAGGCGGUGGCAGACAACGCCCUCCAGGGCACUUCCUGGCUGGAGCAACUGCCGCCCAAGGUGGAGGGUAGGUCCAACUCCGCAGAGCCCAACUCCGCAGAGCAGGAUGAGGCUGAGCCCAGGUCCUCCGAGAGAGUGGACCUGGCUUCUGGCACCCCCACCUCACUCCCUGCCACCACCACCACCGCCACCACCACCCCGACCCCCACCACCAGUCUCCUGCCCACCGAGCCACCUUCAGGUCCAGAAGUCUCCAGCCAAGGCAGAGAGGCGAGCUGUGAGGGCACCCUCCGGGCUGUGGACCCCCCUGUGAGGCACCACAGCUAUGGGCGCAACGAGGGAGCCUGGAUGAAGGACCCUGCAGCUCGAGACGACAGGAUCUAUGUCACCAACUACUACUAUGGAAACAGCCUGGUGGAGUUCCGCAACCUGGAAAACUUCAAGCAAGGCCGCUGGAGUAACAUGUACAAGCUGCCCUACAACUGGAUCGGCACAGGCCACGUGGUGUACCAGGGCGCCUUCUACUACAACCGUGCCUUCACCAAGAACAUCAUCAAGUACGACCUACGUCAGCGCUUCGUGGCCUCCUGGGCGCUGCUGCCCGACGUGGUAUACGAGGACACCACACCCUGGAAGUGGCGCGGACACUCGGACAUCGACUUUGCCGUGGACGAGAGCGGCCUGUGGGUCAUCUACCCCGCCGUGGACGACCGCGAUGAGGCCCAGCCCGAGGUGAUCGUCCUGAGCCGCUUGGACCCCAGCGAUCUCUCCGUGCACCGGGAGACCACGUGGAAAACACGGCUGAGGCGGAACUCCUACGGGAACUGCUUCCUGGUGUGCGGCAUCCUGUAUGCCGUGGACACGUACAACCAGCAGGAAGGUCAGGUCGCCUACGCUUUCGACACGCACACGGGCACCGACGCACGCCCCCAGCUGCCAUUCCUCAACGAGCACGCCUACACCACCCAGAUCGACUACAACCCCAAGGAGCGGGUGCUGUACGCCUGGGACAAUGGCCACCAGCUCACCUACACCCUCCACUUUGUGGUUUGAGUGGAGACCUGUGCUCCCCGGAGAGGGGCAGCAGUGCGGGAGGGGCUCUCCACAGCAGCUCCUGCUACUGACCCAGUCCGCAAAUAUUUAUUGGGGGCCAGCCCAGGGCUGGGACUGGGCAUGAGGUGGUCACCAGGAUUGAGCUUCCUCAGCACCUAGUGGGUAAUACUUGCUUCCACUUGCAGAGCACCGUGCCAAGCACUUCCCACACACUUACCCGUUUGAUUCUCCUAGCACCUCCCUUGGAGGUGGAGAUCAUGAACCCAUUUAACAGAUGAGGAGACAGAGGCUCAGAGAGGUACCGUCCCUUGCCUAACACCUCAGUUGUGAUGAGGCAGGCUGUGCUCUCACGACAGCCCCACUUUACAGAUGAGGAGACUUCACCACGCCCUCCCCUCCCUGCCCUCCCCCCUCUCCCCCGGUAUCCCUUGUUCUCUCAACUCAGCCUCCCUUCCCAGAGCCACUCAGAACCAGAGGCCUUUAGGGCCAGUGUGCUGGCGUGGGGUGGAGGCCCUGGCUCUGCCUGCCAUCCUAGGGCCCUGUUCUGGCUGAGCUGUUGGUGGCCCUGGGCUUUGAGCCCCUUAGCCAAUGUCCUUGCCUCUUGUCUUUGGCCAGCCCCCCAGCCCAGCCCACCCCACCCGCUGUCCGGCCACAUUCCAAACCUCUACCGUCACCUAGCUGCUGAGCAGAAACCACACCCCGAGAGAAAAUCCCGUCCUCUGUUCCAAGGCCCCUCUCUGCUCUAUGCUCAUUUUUAUUUUCUCUUAUUCUUCAUCAGUGCCGUCAUUUGUUUCUGCAGCAGCAGCUGAGAAGGCAGCCGCAGCUCUGCCAGGAUGGGGAGCUGAGCUGAGGCUCCCUCUCCACCCAGAAGCACUGGCGUUGUUCACAUAGUCGGGCCUUGGGUCCCCUCCCUGGUUCAUCCCAGAGCCUUUGGGCCCGGAGUCCGCCUUGUCCUUUUUCUCUGGGCUUUCAAACCCACAACCUUUACACACUCAGGGAUACCUCCGGGUCUGCCAUGAAUAAGACCCUAGGCCCAAGGCUGGUGUGGUGCCAGGAUGGCACAGUUUCCGUCUUCCUUGCCAGCCCUGACCUGGCCCCUGGGCGGGCUGGCCCAGCAGCCUGGGGGCUGCGGAACACAUGGUGUGAGUAGUUGGGUCCAGGGGAGGCAUCAGGCCUUCUUCUGGUUGCAGGAGAGAACCAGAGGGCGGGAACGGGGAGGGAAAAACUGAGGGUCUGCAGACUGGACUUUUCCUGGCUCAACCCAGGACUUGGGUUGAGGAUGCACAGGGGCCACUUUGCCCGGGGCCACUGAUGGCUCCCCAGAGCCUCAGACCCACACAGCCCAGAGGACAAGACCUUCAAACCUGCCCCUCUUCUGCUUUUUUAGACAGUAUUUUUAGAGCUGGAAAGAAAUUUUCUAGCCCAACUCCCUGUUUCAUGAAAGAGAAAAGAGGCUCAGAAAAGUUUAGAGAGCAGCUCAGUCUCACACUGGGAGCUGGGCACAGCCGAUCUCCUUCCAGAAGGGUUCUGUCUGUAUCCUUUAUUCUCCCCCACAUGGAGGCUGCCCUACCUGGGAAGGCACCCCAGCACCUGUGAAGGACAUUUACUGCUCAUCCCCACCCGCCCCCUGGCCCUUGCUGCCUUCGUUCUGUCCCAAUGCCAGCUCCCAGGAUGUCUGUAUGUUUGAAUACCAGUUGCCAUGUUAGGAAGGUCAGCUGCACAGCCAAGAGUGUAAGAGUGUAAAGAAAUGCUUUUUUUUUUUGAGUUGGAGUUUUGCUCUUGUCGCCCAGGCUGGAGUGCAGUGGCGCGAUCUCGGCUCACUGCAACCUCUGCCUCCUGGGUUCAAGCAAUUCUCCUGCCUCAGCCUCCCUAGUAGCUGGGACUACAGGCACCCACCACCACCCCCAGCUAAUUUUUGUAUUUUUAGUAGAGACAGGGGUUUCACCAUGUUGGCCAGGCUGGUCUCGAACUCCUGACCUUAGGUGAUCCGCCCGCCUCAGCCUCCCAAAGUGUUGGGAUUACAGGCAUGAGCCACUGCGCCUGGCCAGGAAAUGCUUUUUGUGCAGAAUACACUUCUUUCAGGCAUUGUCAGGUGAUGUUUUGUUUAAGCUCUAACUCACCCCUGGAAUACAGGGGAAUGAUGACAACCAGCCCAGCCAGGCCUGACUCAUCAUGGUCACAUCCAGCCCCCACCCCCGGCCAACCCCUGCAGGCUCCUCUUCCACACUCACCAGGGGGCCGCGGGGCCCCGGCAUCUCCCUUGGCCCUGGGUGUGGGUUUUACAAGACUUGUGUCUUUCGUGACAUCAUAGCCCAACCAUGUGAGAAGAAGGAGAAGGCCCCCCUUUCUUCAUUAAUCUGAAAAAAAAGGAAAGUGAGAAUAGGCUGAUUUUUAAAAGUUAAGGGGCAAGCAGCACUGCAUUCUGGGGGAACGAUCCUGGCCACAGCCUCCAAACAUUCACUAGGCCUCUUCUGUUUUCAGACCCUUGUAAGUGGGUAUGGUCAGUUUUUUCUUUUCUUUUUCUUUUUUUUUUUUUUUUUUUGAGACAGAGUUUCGCUCUUGUUGCCCGGGUGGAAUGCAAUGGCGCGAUCUCAGCUCACUGCAAUCUCCGUCUCCCAGGUUCAAGUGAUUCUCCUGCCUUAGCCUCCUGAAAAGCUGGGAUUACAGGGCCCUGCCACCAAGCCCAGCUAAUUGUAUUUUUAGUAGAGACAGGGUUUCACCAUGUUGGCCAGGCUGGUCUUGAACUCCUGACCUCAGGUGAUCCACCUGCCUCAGCCUCCCAAAGUGUUGGGAUUACAGGCGUGAGCCACCACGCCUGGCCAGUUUCUUCAUUUUACACAUGGUCACAUUGGCACCUAGAACAGUUAGGUCACUCGUCACAUACGCAGUUAAGUAGAGAACCAGGUUUCAAAAUCAGGUAAGAAAACCAUCAUCAUUAACUGAGCACCAGCUGUGCUAAGCCUGCCGCGGGCAUAUCCUUGCAGCCUCACAACAGUGGGAGGUCUGUAUCCUGAAUGUCCUCAUUUUAUAGAUGAGGACACUGAGGAGAAGAGACUUACCCAGGCUCACAUAGCAGUUCAGCCUGUUCCAGGCGCUGGUCAGUGCGUGUUCUUUGCCACCAGCCUGUCACGCCAGUGGCAACUCCAGAAACGGAGGCUGUUGCUUUUAUCCCUAAACUGCAUCCACAGAGAAGUCCCAAGAAGGAGGUUGGGGCCAGCUCAUAAAAAGCCUGAAUGCCAAGCCAAGGAGUGGAUGCCUCCAGUCAUUUUUAGAACAAAGUCAAGUAUAAAUUUACAGAGAAAAAAUUCUAAGACAGUUGGAUGUUGUCCUGUUGGUGAGGAGAGGACGGGAAAGUUUUUCCUGUGGGGUACUGGAACCAGCCCACAAUUGCACGCUUGUGAGCUGUCAUGGAAACCUGAUCCCCAACAGCUUUUGAGGUGUUUUGUUUGUUUGUUUGUUUUACCUGUCUUGGGCUUUAUUGCUUUUGGCAAAAGUUUUAUUACUUUUGGCAAAAGUUACUUCAAACAAGGGAGGGCCUGGACUGAGGGGGACCAGGUCUUCUUGCUGACCUCGUCUACAAAGGCAAAGGAAGGCAAAGGAAGCUGUCUCGGGUGUUUCUGAACAACGUGACUCAUGAGGGGCUUUGGCUACCUCUUGCGUUCCCCCUAGAGAUGUCCAGGACUUACAUUUAAUCUGCUUUCUCUGUGGUGGGGUAGAGAAUGGAGCUCCUGCCUUGCGGGCAGUGCUAAAGGUGGAGCUGAGGGAUUUUCCUGGGAAUGAUUUGAGGGCUCUUGAAAGCCCGUGUGUUCCAAAGCGUCUUUAACUCUGGGUUAGCAUUGGAAGCCGCUGUCAUGACAGGACACGGCACUGGAUGGCUGGCAGAGAGCCCUGGCUGGGAGUUAGGGAGCCCUGGUUUGGAAUCCAGCCCCACCUCUUUCAUGCCACAGGUUCGGUCAAGUUCUCUCCCGCUCAGGGUAGGGCUGUCAACUCCCUCUUACAGCUAAGAACAUGCAGCUUAGUGAGGACAAGACCCUUCUAGAGCUUUACCCAAAUCCCCCCACCCAGGAGCCCCAAGGCCAGCAUUAUUCCUCCCCAUUACAGGUGAUGAGCCUCAAAUUCAGAGAACUUAAGCAACCUGCUCAGGGUCACAUCUCCAACAGGCAGUAGAGUCAAGGUAUAAACCAGGUCUGUUUUUGUACCAGAGUCCCAGACUAACUGUUGGUAGGAAUCUUGUAACCAGUCAUGUUUUCUUCCUUGUUUUGGCUGCUGGGAAGCUCCAAGUCAAAUUCGAGACCCUUUUUUUUCCAAUUGUGCUGAGUCUCCUACUAGACUCGCUUCAUUCUAGCUUUCUGCUUUUACCUUUACCCUAAUCUUUUUAUUUUUAUGCUAUUGUACUUUAUCUAUUUUUGUAAGUUGCUGAGAUAUCUGUUUUGCAACAAGAUGGGCUAUAUCUAAAUAAAGACAUGAUCAAAGGUUUGAUUUAAAA
This is a messenger RNA of Pongo pygmaeus (Bornean orangutan), 6584 nucleotides long. RefSeq names its product olfactomedin like 2A (gene OLFML2A). NCBI's taxonomy places the organism in Eukaryota, Metazoa, Chordata, Mammalia, Primates, Hominidae. The coding region runs from base 140 to 2098 and encodes 652 amino acids. The record is from RefSeq and is a predicted model, not a curated record. Gene Ontology annotation, biological process: signal transduction. The transcript is spliced from 8 exons.